This is a messenger RNA of Lucilia cuprina (Australian sheep blowfly), 4209 nucleotides long. RefSeq lists its product as uncharacterized. Gene Ontology annotation, molecular function: symporter activity. NCBI's taxonomy places the organism in Eukaryota, Metazoa, Arthropoda, Insecta, Diptera, Calliphoridae. Gene Ontology annotation, biological process: sodium ion transport; transmembrane transport. Gene Ontology annotation, cellular component: membrane. The record is from RefSeq and is a predicted model, not a curated record. The transcript has 20 exons.
AAUACGAAAAUCUACAAAUCUAUCUAUAUACACAUUCAUACCUAAUCAUUUCAUUUAUCUGAUAAGAUUUCUUUACUGUUUUUUCAUCUUAAAUAAUUAUUCAACUUUAUUUAAGUUCACAGCAUCUUUAGUAUCAGAAAAGUAUAAACUGUCGGUCUUAACGGGUCGCGAUAUAUGUGCAACAAAAAUAUACGAAUACGGUUUUAAUAUAAAUAAAAUAAACAAAAUUUUAAAUAUAAACUAGAAAUUUAUAUUUAGUCCUUGAUAAAAUUUAGAAUUAAGGCGAUUAACAAAAAUGGCUACAAGUAUAGCAAGUACCGUAGCUACGACAGCGGAAAUUAUACCAAAAAGUUUUACCUUUGGUACCAUCGAUUAUAUUGUAUUCGUAUUGAUGUUGUGUGUAUCGGCCGGUAUUGGUGUUUAUUUUGGUUUCUUUUCGAAAUCAUCAAAUACUACUGAUGAAUAUUUAAUGGGCAGUAAGAAAAUGAAAACUAUACCCAUUGCAAUAUCCUUAAUAGCAAGUCAACUUUCCGGUAUUGCAAUUAUGUCAGUACCAGCCGAGAGUUACUCAUUUGGUUUUACAUAUAUCUUUCUGGUUUUGUCCAUAGUCCCAGUAGUUCCAAUAUUGAAUUAUAUUAUUGUACCAGUCUUCUACAACAAUAACAUAUCAAAUUGUUAUGAGUACUUACAAUUGCGUUUCAAUAAACGUACGCGACAAAUAGUGACUGGUUCCUUUGUUUUGAAUGCCUGCCUCAUGUUACCCGUCUAUAUAUUUGUACCGGCUUUGGCAUUUUCUCAAGAUAAAAUGCAAAAUAAAUUUCUUAAUUAAACUUGAUUUUUAAUUAAAAUUCAUUUCCAUUCCACAGUGACGGGCAUGAAUAUCCAUUUAAUUAAAACGGUAGUAUGUUCGAUUUGUAUGUUCUAUACGAUGUUGGGUGGUAUUAAAGCUGUUGUUUGGACUGAUGUAGUGCAAGCUGGCAUUAUGCUUUCUUCGGUGAUAUUGGUGGCUGUUUUAGGUACUCUUAAAGUGGGUGGUCUUAACAAGGUUCUGGAAUAUGCUGAUGAGGGUGGACGUUUGGAUUUUUUUUUCUCCAUGGAUCCUCGUGUACGUUCGACAUUUUGGAAUCUGUUUAGUGGUGGCAUAUUUUUAUGGGUCGGUCAUAUUGGUUUAAAUCAAAGUUGUGUACAAAGAAUAGUCUCUUUACCUUCAUUGCAUCAAGCUAGAAAAUCCUUAAUUAUAGUUGGUAUUGGUGUUUUCAUUAUAAUGAGUUUUAACUGUUUCAUUGGACUGAUUAUGUUUGCCCGUUACUUUGGAUGUGAUCCCAUAUUAGCGGGUAUUGUUGAAAAGGCAGACAAAAUGAUGCCUUUCAUUGUGCAAGAUGUUAUGGGCCACUUGUUGGGCAUGCCGGGUAUUUUCAUUUCUUGUGUUUUCAGUGCUGCCUUAAGUACCAUGUCAGCCAUGUUGAAUUCUUUAGCUGGAGUAGUAUAUUUCGAUUACAUCAAGCCCUUUAUUAGGCAUACAGAUGCUCGGGCAAAUAAUAUCAUGAAAAUAUUUGUAGUGGCCAUGGGUUGCUAUUGUAUAUUGGGCGGAUUUGUGGUACAAAGAUUUAGUUCGAUUUUACAAAGUAUUAUUACUAUAACGGGCAUUAAUACAGGAGCUGUUGUAGGAGUAUUUCUGUUGGGCAUGUUUGUGCCCCGUGUUAAUGGCAAGGUGGCCUUUCUUUCGAUAGCUUUUAGUGUUGGUGUCAUGUUAUGGAUCAUUAUCCAUGCCCAGAUGCGUUUUAAGGCUGGUUAUAUAAAAUACGAAGCCUUGCCCACCUCUUUGGAGCGCUGUGAAGCUCUCAAUUUGCAUGAAAUGCUUCACAACAUUAGUACCAGCGCUCCCAUUUCUCUUACCACUACCGAAAUGCCCCUAGUCACCGGUACUUUAAGUAGUAAUCGUGAAUUUUCUAUUUACGAAAUAUCCUUCUAUUGGUAUAAUAUAAUGGGUGUCUUUCUCGUAUGGCUUUCGGCUAUACCCAUGAGUUUUAUUUGGAAACGUGAUCAUGAGGAGAAAAUUAUUCCUAAAUUGUAUUCCCCCUUAGUGCAAAUUUUUCUAAAUCAAUCUGUUGCUCAAAUGGAAGAAUUACCUUUAAAAACACCUCACCCUUCUUUAGCGGAGAAUAAUGCUACAAUUUCAAUUUCUGAUAAGGAAAAUAGAAGUGAUCUUAAAUUGACCAACUUAAGUGUUAAAAUGGCUACAUGUAUUGAAAGUACCGUAGCUACGGCAGCGGAAAUUAUACCAAAAAGUUUUACCUUUGGUACCAUCGAUUAUAUUGUGUUCGUUAUAAUGUUGUGUAUAUCGGCCGGUAUUGGUGUUUAUUUUGGUUUCUUUUCGAAAUCGAAAAAUACUACAGAUGAAUAUUUAAUGGGCAGUAAACAAAUGAAAACUGUACCCAUUGCUAUAUCGUUAAUAGCUAGUCAGCUAUCGGGUAUUGCUAUUAUGUCAGUUCCAGCUGAGAAUUACUCAUUUGGUUUUUCAUAUUUCUUUCUUGUGGUAUCCGUAAUCCUAGUAGUUCCAGUUUUGAAUUAUAUUAUUGUACCAGUAUUCUACAACAACAACAUUUCAAAUUGUUAUGAGUAUUUGGAAUUGCGUUUCAAUAAGCGUACCCGACAAUUAGUCACUGGUUCCUUUGUUUUGAAUGCCUGCCUCAUGUUACCGGUCUAUAUAUUUGUACCUGCAUUGGCAUUUUCUCAAGUGACGGGCAUAAAUAUACACUUAAUUAAUACAGUUGUAUGUUCGAUUUGUAUAUUUUACACUAUGUUGGGUGGUAUUAAAGCUGUUGUUUGGACUGAUGUGGUGCAAGCUGGCAUUAUGCUUUCUUCGGUGGUGUUAGUGGGUGUUUUGGGUACUCUUAAAGUGGGCGGCCUAAAUAAGGUUCUAGAAUAUGCUGGUGAGGGUGGACGUCUAGAUUUCAAUUUUUCAAUGGAUCCUCGUAUACGUUCAACAUUUUGGAAUCUGUUUAGUGGUGGCAUAUUAUUGUGGGUCGGUCAUAUUGGUUUAAAUCAAAGUUGUGUUCAAAGAAUUGUCUCUUUACCAUCACUGCAACAAGCUAGAAAAGCCCUUAUAAUAGUUGGCAUUGGAGUAUUCAUUAUAAUGAGUUUCAAUUCUUUCAUUGGACUGGUUAUGUUUGCUCGAUACUAUGGAUGUGAUCCUAUUUUAGGAGGUAUUGUUGAAAAGGCGGACAAAAUGAUGCCUUUCUUUGUGCAAGAUGUUAUGGGUCACUUGUUGGGCAUGCCGGGUAUUUUCAUUUCUUGUGUUUUUAGUGCUGCCUUAAGUACCAUGUCGGCCAUGUUGAAUUCAGUAGCCGGAGUGGUUUAUUUUGAUUACAUCAAGCCCUUCAUUAAGCAUACAGAUGCUCGGGCAAAUAAUAUUAUGAAAAUAUUUGUUGUUGCCAUGGGUUGCUAUUGUAUAUUGGGCGGUUUUAUGGUGCAAAGAUUUACCUCAAUAUUACAAACUAUUAUUACGAUAACGGGUAUUAAUACAGGAGCUGUAGUGGGUGUAUUUCUAUUGGGCAUGUUUGUGCCCAGAGUUAGUGGCAAAGUGGCUUUUCUCUCGAUAGCUUUUAGUGUUGGUGUCAUGUUAUGGAUCAUUAUCAACUCACAAAUGAGCUUUAAGGCUGGUUAUAUAAAAUACGAACCCUUGCCCACCUCGUUGGAACGUUGUGAAAAUAUCAAUAUGCAAGGAAUGCUGCAAAACAGUUCUAGUUCUUCUAUGCCACUGGUCACUAACGAGGAGCCUCUUGUCACCGGUACUUUAGGCAGUAAUCGUGAUUUUUCUAUUUACGAAGUUUCUUUCUAUUGGUACAAAUUAAUGGGUGUCCUUCUUGUAUGGCUUUCGGCCAUACCGAUGAGUUAUAUUUGGAAACGUGAUAAGGAGGAGAAAAUGAAUCCCAAAUUAUAUUCCCCCUUCGUUAAGAGUUUUCUAAGUCAACCUGUUGUCCAAAAGGAAGAAGUUCCUUUAAAGACCCCACCACCUUCUUUAGUGGAGGAUCAUGCUACAAUUUCAAUAUCUGAAAAAGAUAAUGCAAAUGAUAUCAAAUGUUAAACUUUUAAUUAAUAUGUAAUUAAUUGUUAUGAGUAUUAUUAGUUUACUAUUUAAUUUAAAAUAAAUUAAUUUAAGGUUUUUUAAAAUAGUUAUUUAAUAAUAAAAUGAUGCCUAUUUCAUCA